Messenger RNA from Helicoverpa zea (corn earworm), 589 nucleotides. RefSeq lists its product as uncharacterized. The coding region runs from base 1 to 459 and encodes 152 amino acids. Lineage: Eukaryota; Metazoa; Arthropoda; Insecta; Lepidoptera; Noctuidae. The record is from RefSeq and is a predicted model, not a curated record. The transcript is spliced from 2 exons.
AUGUCUGAUAAGAAUGAUUGUGACAUAACCGUGGUGUUAGGAGUGUUGGUGGUGUUCACGCUACCGCUGACGCUUCUGGUGCCAGGGUUCUCUCUGUGGGAUGUUGUUCCCAAGGUGCGGAUCUCGCGCCUGCACAUCGUCAGCCAGGACCUCACUUGGCCCCAGUUGAACGCUGCUAUUGUUUCGCUGCUGACGCUGUUUUUCUGCCUAUACCUGGAAAUUCGGAAGCGAAAGUUAGACGACAUGGUAGAAAAGGUCCUGUCGGUGAGCCAAGCAACGGACGUCACUAUGGAAGUGGAACGCGAGCGGCAAGCUGCAGCGGUUCGGGUGUGUGUCGAACUCUUAGAUGCGUCCGCGGAACAUUACGAAAACCUUGUAUUACUGCGGGACGAACUUCGCAAGCGCGAGAAGAUGAAGCGACAGUUUCCACCAGCCAUCGAGCCCAGCUCCACAAUGUGAACCUUACCAAUGUUAUUCAGGAAUACCGGCGACGCCGCCUUUAUAAAUUACUGGAAGCAGUAUUGAACAACAUGUGAAAAGUAAAUCAUUAAAAAUUCAAAAUAAACUUGUCAGUGUAUUGAGGAGUAAU